Stegodyphus dumicola is the source of this 1154-nucleotide messenger RNA. It is a transcript of the gene Sec13, whose product is annotated as nuclear pore and COPII coat complex component secretory 13. Gene Ontology annotation, biological process: positive regulation of TOR signaling; COPII-coated vesicle budding; protein import into nucleus. Gene Ontology annotation, cellular component: nuclear pore outer ring; COPII vesicle coat. The record is from RefSeq and is a predicted model, not a curated record. Gene Ontology annotation, molecular function: protein binding; structural molecule activity. Lineage: Eukaryota; Metazoa; Arthropoda; Arachnida; Araneae; Eresidae.
CAUUUAUUAUAAGUGUUGUGUUUUGCCGCGUGUACUAGUCGUGUCAUAAGUAUUAGAGCAUUUAAAUAUGUUUUUCGUGUAAAGUGUCAUAUUUUAUGUAGUGUAACUUUCGCUGAUUUAUUUUUAAAUUUUGAUAUCAUACUAACAUAAUUAUGACUACAGGCAACGUUAUCCAAGAUGUUGAUACCGGCCACUCCGAUAUGAUCCAUGAUGCUCAGAUGGACUACUAUGGAAUACGUCUUGCAACUUGUUCUUCUGAUAAAACGGUGAAAAUAUUUGAUGUGAGAAGUGGCUCUCAGAAGAUUGUUGCUACUUUAAAAGAGCAUGAUGCACCAGUGUGGCAAGUAGCUUGGGCUCAUCCAAUGUUUGGAGUUAUUUUGGCUUCUUGUUCAUAUGAUCGUAAAGUCAUCAUCUGGAAGGAAACUGAUGGAAAGUGGGAAAAUAUUUAUGAAUAUACAAAGCAUGAUUCCUCUGUAAACUCUUUGUCUUGGGCUCCAAAUGAAUUUGGUCUUAUUCUUGCCUGUGGUAGUUCAGAUGGGUCCGUUUCUGUGUUGAGCAGUACUGGUGAUGGCCGAUGGGAAACAAAGAAAAUUCACAAUGCCCAUACUAUUGGCUGCAAUGCAGUUUGUUGGGCUCCUGUUAAUGCACAACUAGUAUAUGCAAAUUCUAAUGAAUAUACAGGAUCAAAUUCUAACAUUUCUGCGGCUAGUUCAACAAAGAGGUUUGUCACAGGUGGUUGUGAUAAUCUUGUGAAGAUAUGGAAAUAUGUAGAUAAAGAAGAUUCAUGGAUUGAAGAAGAGAAAUUAGAAGCUCAUUCAAAUUGGGUUAGAGAUGUUGCUUGGGCACCUUCAGCACAUUUUGGACAGAGUGUAAUAGCGAGUUGUUCUCAGGAUAAAAGAGUAAUAAUUUGGACCAAAACUAAAGACACAUCUUGGACUCCAAAAGUACUUUACACAUUUGAUGAUGUAGUAUGGCAUGUUAGUUGGUCAGUAACUGGUAAUGUUCUUGCUGUAUCUGGUGGUGAUAAUAAAGUGACAUUAUGGAAAGCUGCAAAUGAUCAUCAGUGGGUUCGGUUAAAUGAUGUAACUAGAGGACAAGAAGAAAGGAAAGGAUAAAUUUUUGAUGUCAAGUGUAUUUUUUGCUGCCAGAACAUU